This is a messenger RNA of Colletotrichum orchidophilum, 2385 nucleotides long. Its product is annotated as alpha-L-fucosidase. Bases 1 to 2385 code for a protein of 794 amino acids. Gene Ontology annotation, cellular component: lysosome. Gene Ontology annotation, molecular function: alpha-L-fucosidase activity. The record is from RefSeq and is a predicted model, not a curated record. Gene Ontology annotation, biological process: fucose metabolic process; glycoside catabolic process. The transcript has 2 exons. NCBI's taxonomy places the organism in Eukaryota, Fungi, Ascomycota, Sordariomycetes, Glomerellales, Glomerellaceae.
AUGAAGGGAUUCGGCGGCUUCAAAGCUUUGUCGGCGCUGUCUUUGAGCGGCAUUGCGCUCGGAGCGGUGAGCAAUUCGACUUCCUCAGGUAAAUCCGUGUCCCUCGACCUGACGUCCCUCUUCAACAACAAAGGAUUCGGAAGUCGGCCGGGAGAGGCUUCCUUCGAUGCGCUCAACCAAUCUUUCCCCGAGCCGACUGUUGGUCCAGACUUUGUCUCGACCGACACGGGCAUCCAGUACAGCUUCCCCGGCUAUACCGGGCCCGGCAAACUCGACAACCUCAUUAGCACCGGUCAAAAGAUCUCGGUCCCUCAAAACGGCUCCUACUUCUCGGCUUCAUUCCUCGUCGCGGGAGAUCUCGAGGGCGCAACCGUCAGCGGGAACGUGUCCUUCAACUACGCCGACAACACCACGUCCGAGUUCGAGCUGCGCACGCUCAACUGGUUCAGCUUCCUGACCAUCAACCGCGGAGAGAUCUUCUUCCAAAGCCGGUACACAGCAAACGGCUCUAACUUCAACUCCUCGCACAUUUUUGAACGGACGACUGCGCUGCAGCCUGGCAAGAGGCUCAGCUCCAUCACUCUGCCGGACAAGAGUAACGCGACGGAGGGCAGGCUUCACAUCUUCGCCAUCACAUUGUGGCAGCAAGCCCCGGAUGUGGCGAUCCAGUCGGUGAGACCGACGCAGAAGUGGAUCGGGAACGGGACGCAGGUCGUGGAGGUCACUGUCAAUAAUGCCGGGUCGAAGUGCGUCUCUGGCGACGGCCUCAAGAUCACGAUUUCCGGAGACGGGUUCAGUACUGCGAGCCCGGGGCACUUGAAGCGAUUGUGCCCAGGAGACCAGAAGGUGGUCGUCGUCGGUGUCAAUGGUGCAUCGCACGGCCCCGUCAACGUCGUUGUUCAUAUUGACGACGGUACAUGUAGUAACCGGAAGACAACUAAUUUUGCUGAUGUUGAAAUCGGCUUGACCGAAUGGACUACGGAUAGCGACAGCCUCUCGAAGCACGAGAGCCCGGAAUGGUUUGAUAAUGCUAAAUUCGGCAUCUUCAUUCAUUGGGGCCCAUACUCCGUCACUGGCUGGGGCAACUCUUCACCCUACGAGAGCUACGCUGAGUGGUUCUGGUGGUACUCGACGCAUCACCCGCAAGCCGAUCGGUCAGACUUCUAUCAAUACCGUCUCGACACGUACGGCCCAGACUGGGCUUACGACGACACCUUCCCUGAAUUCAAUGCCUCAAAGUUUGAUGCCAAAGAGUGGGUUGACCUCUUUGCGGAUGCUGGCGCCAAAUACUUUGUCCUCACGACCAAACACCACGACGGGUUCGCUCUCUUCGAUGCAGGAGAGACAUCGAACCGUUCUGCGAUCCAUUACGGCCCCAAGCGCGAUCUCUUGAAGGAACUGUUUGAUGCCGCGAAGACUUUCUAUCCGCUCAUGAAGAGAGGCACGUACUACUCAAUGCCUGAGUGGUUCAACAAGGACUUUGGCAUCUACGGUUUCGACCAGUUCGCCACUCCAUCAACCGUCUCUUGGCCCGGCGUCCCGGCGACUAACCCGUACACUGGCGAGAUCGAACCAUACACCGGCCAUGUGCCCAUCAACGACUAUAUCGCCGACCUCAUGGUCCCGCAGAUGGAGGCCCUUGCCUACGUGUACAACACGGAUAUAAUGUGGUGUGAUUGCGGUGCCGCCAACGGCACGCGAGACUUCGCAGCGACGUGGUGGAACAAGGCCCGCGCCGAGGGUCGGCAGGUCGCCAUCAACUCUCGCUGCGGCAUCCCGGAGGCGGCCGACUUUGACACGCCCGAGUACCAGACCUUUGCGUCGGCGCAGCGGCACAAGUGGGAGAGCAACCAGGGCAUGGACCCGUACAGCUAUGGCUACAAUCGCGCGACGAAGCCCGAGGAGUACAUGAGCGCCACCAAGAUUGUGUACUCCCUCGUCGACAUGGUCUCCAAGAACGGCAACUUCCUGCUGGACAUUGGUCCCAGGGCAGACGGCACCAUUGUCCAAGCUGAGAUGGACAAUUUGCGUGAGGCGGGUAAGUGGAUCAAGGCCCACGAUGAGGCCAUCUUCAACACGACGUACUGGUUCGUGCAGAGCGAGAUUGUCGGGGGACCGGAUGUCAGAUUCACGCAGACGAAUGAGGCUUUCUACACGGUCUUCUUGGAGAAGCCGACCGUCGUCGACGGUUGGACCAGUAUCAAGGCACCGGUACCCGUUGUUGAAGGAGACAUCAUCAGUCUGCUGAGCAUCGGAGGAGCCGAGGACCUUAAGUGGGAGGUUGAGGGCUCGGGAGCCGAGACUGAGUUGAAGAUCCAAGUUGACGAGGCUCUUGUUGAGGAAGAUCAGUUUGGUUGGGUGUUCAAGAUUAGCUACGGGGCGUGA